Messenger RNA from Drosophila bipectinata, 6864 nucleotides. NCBI's taxonomy places the organism in Eukaryota, Metazoa, Arthropoda, Insecta, Diptera, Drosophilidae. The record is from RefSeq and is a predicted model, not a curated record.
GUUUUUGUUAUUUUUUUUUAAUUAAAACGGAAAGGUGCUCGGACGCGUCAAUGCAGAGAUACCGAACUGAAGCCAUCGGACGGGCAUCGUGUUUUUCUCCGUGUGCGUGGUGCGCGCAGAUUAAACAACAAACAAAUUAUCUGGCUAUACGAGAGUCGUAGGCUCGAUCCAGGAAAUCCAAAAAAAAUCCAACGGAUUCCAUCUAUUUUUGUGAAAAAAAAUAAAAUAGAGGAUCAUCCGCUGUAAACAAGUGCAAUAUUUGAAUUAAGUGAUAGAAAGUGCUGCAAAAAAAAACAACAUCUUAAAAUUAUAUAUAAUAUAUAUAUAUAUAUUUUUAAAUAAAAUCGAUGAUCAUGUUUUAAAAAAAAAACAAAAAAAAAAUACAACCUUCGACGCACGAACCAUCAACGAGUUAUUACUGUACUUCGGUGGUACAAGAAGAACAAGAACCAGGAGGAGAAGAAGAGGAUAGAAACAUGGCCUGCGCCAGGCAGCAACAACAACAACAACAACAACACAUGCAACAGCAAAACAACAAUCGACAAUUACAGUUGCAGCAAAAACAACAAAAACAAACACACGGACGCAAGAGGCGGCGACAAUGGGCGUGGCAGUGGCCAUGGCAGCAACAAUUACAAAAAUACAGUCUGCUUGUUGUUGUUGCCAUUUUGACAAUAUUCUCGCCACAGCUUGGCAACGCCGCCGAUCUGGUGAUCAACUUCCCCAAUGUGAGCAGCAAUGACAACGCCUUCUACAGGAUCGACUACAGUCCCCCGUUUGGCUUCCCGGAGCCCAACACCACCAUCCCGGCCAGCGAGAUUGGCAAGCAUGUCCAGUUCUCCCGCGCCCUGCCCGGCACGGAGUACAACUUCUGGCUGUACUACACGAACUCCACCCACCACGACCUCCUCAGCCACACAGUGAACAUAACCACAGCACCUGAUCCACCGGCCAAUCUGAGCGUCCAGCUGCGGUCCAGCAAGAGUGCCUUCAUUACGUGGCGACCGCCGGGAAAGGGUCGGUAUUCGGGCUUUCGGAUCCGAGUCCUCGGACUGACGGACAAGCCCUUCGAGAAGAACUACUCGAUGGAGAGCAACGAGACGUUGCAACUGUCUGCGAAGGAGCUGACACCCGGUGGCAGCUACCAGGUGCAGGCCUACUCCGUCUACCAGGGCAAGGAGUCGGUGGCGUACACCAGCCGCAACUUCACCACAAAACCCAACACGCCCGGCAAGUUCAUUGUGUGGUUCCGGAACGAGACGACGCUCCUGGUGCUGUGGCAGCCCCCCUAUCCGGCCGGUAUCUACACCCACUACAAGGUGUCCAUCACCCCGGACGACGCUAUCCAGAGUGUGCUGUACGUGGAGCGGGAGGGUGAGCCACCGGGACCGGCACAGGCUGCGUUCAAGGGUCUGGUGCCCGGGCGGGAGUACAACAUCUCCGUCCAGACGGUGUCCGAGGAUGAGACCUCGUCGGUGCCGACCACUGCCCGGUAUUUGACCGUACCGGAGCGCGUCCUCAACGUCACCUUCGAUGCGAAUCACACGACGAGCAGCUCUUUCCGGGUGCGAUGGGAUCCGCCGCGCACCUUCAGUGAGUUCGACGGCUACCAGGUGUCCCUGGUCACCUCGCGCAGGAUCUACAAUGUGCCGCGCUCGGAGACCCCCGACUCGGUGUACUUUGACUAUCCGGACGUCCUGGAACCGGGCGCCACCUACGAGGUGGUGGUGAAGACGAUAGCGGACAACGUGAACUCCUGGCCAGUCUCCGGCCAUGUAACCCUGAGACCUCGUCCUGUCCAGAGCCUGAGCGGCUACCUGGACGAUCGGAGGAAUGCGCUGCACAUCUCCUGGGGGCGACCCAACAAGGGAUUUCAGGACAGCUUCCGAAUCAGCUACCAUGAGGUGGGCAACUCCUCCUCGGCAUAUCCCCCCCUCGAGACCAACAAGACGGAGUGCAUUCUGGAGCCCCUGCUCGCCGGCCGGCAGUACGCCAUCUCAGUGGUGUCCCUCUCCCGUGGCAUGACCUCCAACGUCAGCCAGAUCAUCCGCUACACCCGCCCAGCGGCUCCAGUCAUCCAGGAGCUGCGCAGCAUCGAUCAGGGCCUGGUGGUCAGCUGGAGCAGCGAUGUGAACUCGCACCAGGAUCGGUACGAGGUGCACUACCAGCGGAAUGGCACCAAGGAGGAGCGCACCAUCGCCACCAACGAGACGACGGUGACCAUCAACUACCUGCAUCCGGGCGCCAGCUACGAGGUCAAGGUCCACGCCAUCAGUCAUGGCACCCGCAGCGAGCUGCACUCCUACUUCCAGGCAGUCUUUCCCAGGCCACCGAGAAACCUCACACUCCAGACGGUGCACACCAAUCUGGUGGUGCUCCACUGGCUGCCGCCGGAGGGCAGUGACUUCAGCGAGUAUGUGGUCCGCUACCGGACGGAUGCCUCGCCCUGGCAACGGAUAUCCGGCCUGCACGACAACGAGGCCAGGAUCGAGGACAUGCAUUAUGGGGAGCGGUAUCUCAUCCAGGUGAACACCGUCAGUUUCGGUGUGGAGAGUCCCCAGCCCCUGGAGCUGAAUGUAACGAUGCCGCCACAACCGGUCUCCAAUGUUGUGCCGCUGGUGGACUCGCAUAAUCUCACCCUGGAGUGGCCGCAGCCCGACGGCCAUGUCGACUUCUAUACGCUCAAGUGGUGGCCCACGGAUGAGCCCAACAACUGGGAGGUGAAGAACGUCAGCCAUCUGGAGCAGAAGGAUGGUAAGGUCAUCUCUACCAGGUCCUAUCCACCAAAUACUCAUCCCCUCCUUCCAGCCACAGCUUCUCCGAACAUCCGAGUGCCCAUCGAGGACCUGUCGCCAGGCCGGCAGUAUCGCUUCGAAGUCCAGGCCAGUUCGAACAACAUCCGCUCUGGGAUCACCCAUCUCUCCACGCGCACCAUGCCCCUGAUCCAGUCGGACGUGUUCAUCGCCAAUGCCGGGCAGGAGCAGGGCCAGGACGAGACCGUUACCCUCAGCUAUACACCCACGCCGGCGGACAGCACACGCUUCGACAUAUACCGCUUCUCCAUGGGCGAUCCCAAGAUCAAGGACAAGGAGAAGCUGGCCAACGACACGGAGCGCAAGCUGAGCUUCACGGGCCUCACUCCCGGACAGCUCUACAACGUGACGGUGUGGACGGUGAGCGGCGGCGUGGCCAGCCUGCCAGUCCAGCGACUGUAUCGCCUCCAUCCGCGGCCCAUCAGCGACCUGAAAGCCAAUCAGGUGGCGGCGCGCGAGAUCACCCUGCAGUGGACAGCACCCGUCGGGGAGUACACCGACUUCGAGGUGCAGUACCUGAGCGCCGACGAGCAGGCGCCGCAGCUGCUGCAGAAUGUCACCCGGAAGCCGGAGAUCACGCUCCAGGGACUCCGGCCCUAUCACAACUACACCUUCACGGUGGUGGUGCGGGCUGGGUCCACCUCCGCGCCGGACGGCGGCGAUGCGGAUCCCGCCGGCAGCACUCUGAUGCGCAGCAGUGCCCCCAUCUCGGCCAGCUACCAGACCCUGCCCGCUCCGCCCGGCAAGGUGGAGUACUUCCAGCCGAGCGACGUGCAGCCGGGCGAGGUGACCUUCGAGUGGCUGCUGGAGCCGGGCGAGCAGCACGGACCCAUCGAUUACUUCCGCAUCAUAUGCCAGAACGUGGACGAUGCCGCCGACCAGACCAGCCACGAGUUUCCGGCAAACGCCACCACCGGAAGGAUCUCGGACCUUGUGCCGGGAAACCGAUACAUGUUCCGGAUUCAGGCGAAAUCCGCUCUGGGCUUCGGGGCCGAAAAGGAGUUCGUCCAGAGGAUGCCCAUCCUGGCGCCACCGAUACCAGAGCCCACCAUCACGCCCCUGGAAGUGGGGCGGACGAGCAGCACCAUCGAGAUCAGCUUCCGGCAGAACUACUUCUCCAAUGCCCACGGCAUGGUGCGAUUCUACACGAUCAUCGUGGCGGAGGACGUGGGCAAGAAUGCCUCGGGCCUGGAGAUGCCCAGCUGGCAGGAUGUGCAGUCCUACACCGUGUGGCUGCCGUACCAGGCUAUCGAGCCCUACAACCCCUUCCUUGCCGGCAACAGCAGCGCCAGGACGAUCAGUCCCGAGGCGGAAAGGUUCACAAUCGGAGCGGCCAACUGCGAGAAGCACCAGACAGGCUACUGCAACGGCCCGCUGAGAGCCGGCACCACCUACCGGAUCAAGGUGCGAGCCUUCACCGACGAGGACAAGUUCACGGACACGGCGUACAGCGAACCCAUAGCCACGGAGCGUAGCGACACCCUUAUAGUGGCCCUCACCACCGUCGCCGUCCUUCUGGUGGCUGUCGUCCUCGUGGCCUUCUACUGCCAGCACCGCUGCCAGCUGAUCCGGCGGGCCUCCAAGCUGGCCCGGAUGCAGGACGAGCUGGCCGCCCUGCCCGAGGGCUACGUCACCCCGAAUCGUCCCGUCCACGUCAAGGACUUCGCGGAGCACUACCGCAUCAUGUCCGCCGACUCGGACUUUCGGUUCAGCGAGGAGUUCGAGGAACUGAAGCACGUGGGCCGGGAUCAGGCCUGCAGCUUCGCCAAUCUGCCCUGCAACCGUCCCAAGAACCGAUUCACCAACAUCCUGCCCUUCGACCAUUCCCGCUUCAAGCUCCAGCCGGUGGACGACGACGAUGGCUCCGACUACAUCAACGCCAACUACAUGCCCGGCCACAAUUCGCCGCGCGAGUUCAUCGUCACCCAGGGACCGUUGCACUCCACCCGCGAGGAAUUCUGGCGGAUGUGCUGGGAGAGCAACUCCCGGGCCAUCGUCAUGCUCACCCGCUGCUUCGAGAAGGGGCGGGAGAAGUGCGACCAGUACUGGCCCGUGGAUCGGGUGGCCAUGUUCUAUGGCGACAUCAAGGUCCAGCUGAUCAUCGACACCCAUUUCCAUGACUGGAGCAUAUCGGAGUUUAUGGUUUCAAGAAAUUGCGAAUCACGAAUAAUGCGACACUUUCACUUUACGACAUGGCCGGACUUUGGAGUUCCAGAGCCGCCGCAAUCUCUGGUGAGAUUCGUGCGCGCCUUCCGGGAUGUCAUCGGCACGGACAUGCGUCCGAUCAUCGUCCACUGCAGUGCCGGGGUGGGGAGAUCGGGCACCUUCAUCGCUCUGGACCGGAUACUGCAGCACAUUCAUAAGUCCGACUAUGUGGACAUAUUUGGAAUUGUGUUUGCCAUGCGGAAAGAGCGCGUUUUUAUGGUGCAAACGGAGCAGCAAUAUGUCUGCAUCCAUCAGUGCCUGCUGGCCGUUCUGGAGGGCAAGGAGCACCUCCUGGCCGAUUCCCUGGAGCUUCAUGCCAACGAUGGCUACGAAGUGACUAAAAUUUACUUAGAGCGUCCACAACAACCACAAACGAAAAUGGGAACCCUCCCUAUACGAGCUUCUCUGGCCAAGGCCGAGGAACUGGACCAGGAUCUGCUGGAUCGUGUCAGCGAUAAAGAUACUGCCUCGGAGGAGCUACCAAAGGAGCAGAAAAUUAACAAAAAUCAGGAGAACCAAGAGGCUGAUCAGAAUAAGAAAGAGGAUGAUGAUGACGAGGACGACGAUGACGAGGAUGAGGACGAGGAUGAUGAUCUGCAGCCAUUGAAUAAUGAAACGACGGCCACUCUGUCAUCCGCCAGCUGUAGUAUCACUAGCCAGGAGCAUGUCGAUCAGCUGCAGUCAAGCAAAGAGCACAGUCCCGAGCUGAAGGAUAAGCUUGGAGGUGCCCAGUGCCAUCUGGACACUGAAUCCGAUGAGGAUGAUGACUUUAAUGAUGUCAGGGAUGGGGCUGUGGCCGCUGAGGAGGAGCCGGAGGAUGGCUGGUGGUAUUGAUAGAAAAAAAAAACACAAAAACAAUAGCGCUUUCCUAGAUGACGAAGGCAUAGCUGAGACGGGAAUCUAAAGAAGAAUCUGAUGAGAUCCGGCUAUACAUAUAUAUAUAUAUAUAUAUAGUACCUAUAGUUAUUAUUAUUAUUAUUAUUUUUUUUUUAAUUAUUCAUACAAUUAUUAUUACAACAUAUAUUGUACGUAAAAAUCUGCCUGUGAUGUGCUGGAUGUGAUUUGUCUACAACAACGGCAUUCGGAGUGUGUUUUUGCAGUCAACAGAGUGGGCGUGGCUGCCCCCCCACAUAGCAAAAUUGAAUGUUUUUUUUUUUUAAUAUACAUACAUUACAUAUAUAUUGGCCUGGCCUGUGCCAUUAUUUUUUGUACCGCUUGUUUGCCAUAGAAGAGCUAGCUAGCCUGCUUCUUAUUUAUGUAAUUUGUAGUGCCGCCAAAUUAGACCAAACCAACAAGAGCGUUAGCUUAAGCUUCAGGUUCUCCCUUUAUAUAUAUCCUUUGUGUAUCCUAUAUCCUUUCCUAUCCCUCUAUAUAUAUGUUUGCUCUAUUCGUGUGUAUAGUAGUGCCUUUUUUUGUAAAUUUGUUUCGAAUUAGUUGCGUGAAAGUCGAUCGAUAUUAUGAUUAUGAUAACUAUUAUUUUAUAAAGAUUGUGUAUUAUGUUUAUUAUUAUUAUUAUUUAGAUUUUAGCUAUGUUUUAGUUGUUAGACUUUAGGCCCUGAAUUAGUCAGCAAAAAAAUAUUUACUGUGACUGCGUUUUUAAGGUUUUCCAUUUGUUGUCUGGUCGCUGCCUCGAAUUAUUUAUACAAUUUCCAAUAUUGUAUUCAUCCUUCCGUCUGGCCAGGCAGCCAACUGCAAUUUAAACACAGCGUAGGUAGAGUAUUUAGCAUUUAUUUUUAAUUGUAUUUAAUUAUAUUAUCUAUUAUUUUAUUGUAUUUUAUUUUUUUAAUAAUGUGCAUGUACACAAAAUCAAUAAAUAUACCUAUUGUAUGACGAGUAUGAAACGGAA